Messenger RNA from Aureobasidium subglaciale EXF-2481, 963 nucleotides. RefSeq lists its product as uncharacterized. Lineage: Eukaryota; Fungi; Ascomycota; Dothideomycetes; Dothideales; Saccotheciaceae. Bases 1 to 963 code for a protein of 320 amino acids. The transcript has 2 exons. Gene Ontology annotation, molecular function: GTP binding. The record is from RefSeq and is a predicted model, not a curated record.
AUGACUGGGAAAUAUGCCGCAAUACCUGAAGCUGUGCCUUACGCAUCAGAUCUCAGAGAAGAAGCGUGUAUGACGCAAAAUGGCUCUGUUCUACGCAUCGUUGACACGCCUGGCCUUGGUGACCAGGACGAGGAAAACUUUGAGAUAUGGAAGCAAAUCUGCGAGACUUUGCGAAGGGAGACCAAAAGCAAACAGAAGGGGAGUUACGUGGUGUACCUCAUCGAUGUAUCAUCCAACGAGAUGAACAAAGCAGAUCUGAAGCAUAUGCAAGCUUUGAAGCUCCUUGUAGGAGAUGAAAACUGGAGCAAAGUGUCCAUUGUCUUCACGCGCGGUACGACAAGCGGUGAGGAUGAUCUGGACUGGCGUAAGAAGAUUGAGACAGAUCUGAUGGAAAAAUACAAACGUCUCAUCUUUGGAGAAACCAAGAAAGAUAACGCCGAUAUCGUCUUACUCAACCUGGACUACACGGACAAGGAAGUACUCAAGUCCGAGACCGAGAAGAUGCCCGGUAUCGACAGCGGUGAAUCAACAGUAGGAGCAAAGACAACAGAAGACGCCCGAGCUAUGUCUCCAUCAAGCUACAAGGACCAUCAAAAUAGAGCGGCCACCCCUCCUCCAAGCUACGAUGAUAAUAAGAAUGGCACAGUCACAAAGCUUCCACCACCCCACGAACAACCCGAGAGUAACAAGGCCAGUGUGCCACCCCCAAGCUACGAGAGUCUGCAGAACAGUGCAGUCGCAAUCCCGAAACGACAUAUAUAUCGUCCAGCCAAUUUCGAUCAAGUCGAUCGACUGAUAUCCAGGGUAUUAGCACAGCAGAGCUCAGAUCCGUUUAUGUCCCAGCAUGAAAUGGGUGUGGAAAACUGGACAUUCGAAAGCACAAAGAUCGGACGCUAUCUCAAGCUUUUGAGACCAUGGGAACCGUCAUAUGCUAGUCAGCAGACCUCUGUGUACAGUUUCUGA